UCCUCCUGCCCUCCUGCUCCUCCGUCAUAUCCAGGUUGUUGCAAAAGGACGCAGAGCAGGAGUCCCAGAUGCGAGCUGAAAUUCAGACCAUGAAACAAGAACUCGCAACCAUCAGUAUGAUGGAUGAGUUUGCCAGGUACGCCCGGCUGGAAAGGAAGAUCAACAAAAUGACUGACAAGCUCAAAACUCACGUGAAAGCACGAACUGCCCAAUUGGCCAAAAUAAAGUGGGUUAUAAAUAUUGUAUUCUACAUCUUACAGGCUGCCUUGAUGAUCUCCCUGAUUUGGAAGUACUACUCUGAGCCAGUUACUGUGCUUCCAAGCAAAUGGUUGGCUCCCCUGGAGAGGCUGGUGGCCUUCCCUACAGGGGUGGCAGGUAAGGAAAAGGACAUUCCCAAGCUCCCAUGGAUUAACAGCACUGCUUCUGCACCCCCUUUAUUCUGA
Messenger RNA from Manacus vitellinus (golden-collared manakin), 443 nucleotides. Its product is annotated as tail-anchored protein insertion receptor WRB-like. The record is from RefSeq and is a predicted model, not a curated record. NCBI's taxonomy places the organism in Eukaryota, Metazoa, Chordata, Aves, Passeriformes, Pipridae. The coding region runs from base 69 to 443 and encodes 124 amino acids. The transcript is spliced from 4 exons. Gene Ontology annotation, biological process: tail-anchored membrane protein insertion into ER membrane.